UAUAUAAACCGUAUUAUAUGUGCGUGUGCGAGUGUGUACGUGUGCCUGUUCGUUCUUGUGCGUGCUUGUGUAUAUAUAAAAUACUCUUAACAAUCCAUAGUAGAAGAGAAUAAAUAUUUUCUAUUUUCUUUUUUUUUUUUACGAUCAACAAAAUUUCGUUUUGCGCGUUAAAUAUGUAGUUAUUGUAUAACAUAAACGACGAAGGACUUUCGGAGUAUUAUAAAAUCUUCGGUGUGAAUAAUUUUCUUGGAAACGAAUAUACAUUUAUAUUUAUAUAUAUAUCUAUAGAGAGAGAUAGAGAGAGAGAAAGAAAGAUAGAGAGAAUUAGAGAGAGAGAGAGAGAGAGAGAGAGAGAUAGAGAGAGUUUAUUAACGAAAAAGAAAAUCGGUAAAAGCUAGGCGGCUUAGUUAGCCAUUUCUCUCGGAGACUUCGAGGAGACCUCAUCGUGCGCUAUCCACAAAAUAAUGUCAAUUUUAUUCUUGUGAAUAACGAAGAUAUUAAAAUAAGGAAGAGAGAGAGAGAGAGAGAGAGAAGGGAGGAGCCGGUAGAAGAAAAUUUUUCAUCCUGAUAGCGAACGAAUAAACCACUCGUUUAUUAUAUUACACACUUCUUCUUCUUCUUCUUCCUCUCGUCGAAUAUAUCCACGUGAAACAUUGAUAUAGGGAAAUAUAUCGUGUGGGCGAUAAGUAAACGAGUGGGGGGAACGGAAAAAUAAAUUAAAAAGAAAAAAAAAUAAAUAAAAGACAGAAAAAGAAAGAGAGAGAAAAGAAAACAAACAAACGAAUAAAUAAAUAAAUAAAAAAAAAAGAAAUACGAACGAAAUAAAAAUAUUUCAAGAUGAACAAAAUGGAUUACAUGGAAGUGACUUGUCCAAAUUACUCGUACGUCUUUAAUUUCGAAGAAAAGUUUAUGCAUCAGGAUACAAGAGCAUGGAUGUUGAAACAUUGGACAAGUGCAUUUUAUUAUUGUGGUAUAUAUAUGAUAUUAAUUUUUGGUGGUCAACAUUACAUGGCUAGUAGACCGAAGUUCGAACUACGAGGUAUACUCACUCUAUGGAACACCCUAUUAGCAUCGUUCUCCAUUAUUGGAUUCACCAGAACGGCGACUGAAUUCAUUCACGUGCUCAGGAAUCAUGGACUUUAUUACAGUGUUUGUAUACCAAGUUUCAUCGUUCAAGACCGAGUGUCGGGCUUUUGGACAUGGAUGUUCGUGUUAUCGAAGUUACCGGAGCUAGGUGAUACCGUGUUCAUUGUUCUACGUAAACAACCGUUGAUAUUUUUACAUUGGUAUCACCAUAUAACCGUGUUGCUAUAUUCAUGGUUCUCAUAUACGGAAUACGCGUCAUCGGCAAGAUGGUUCAUCGUAAUGAAUUAUUGCGUUCACUCGUUGAUGUAUAGCUAUUACGCAUUAAAGGCUAUGCGUUAUUCGCCACCAAAAUGGAUCUCGAUGCUGGUCACGGGAUUGCAAUUGUCACAAAUGGUGAUGGGCUGUGCCAUAAACGUGUGGGCUUAUCAGUACCUGAAACAAGGACAGUCGGAGUGUCACAUAUCACGAUUAAACAUCAGGCUUAGCCUGGCUAUGUACUUCAGUUAUUUCGUCCUAUUCGCACAGUUCUUCCACAAGGCCUAUUUGGGCAGAGACUCCUCGAGAAAAUCUAUGAAGAAGUUAUAUACUAACGGUAUGAUUACGGCGUCUUCGUCUACCACGUCUAUGACGAUGGAAGACCAUAUGGUCGUACCAACGAAAUACGCGAAUGGUAAACUGAAGGAAAAUUAAGAAGGCAACAACAAAGAAGAAGAAUUUCAGAGAAGAAAAAAUAAAGAAGAAGAAAAAGAAGCUAGAACAGUGAAAUAAAAUGAGAGAGAGAGAGAGAGAGAGAGAGAGAGAGAGAGAGAGAGAGAGAGAGAGAGAGAGAGAGAUAACACACACACACAAAAUAACGCAUAACAAUUAUGGUGCUCGCUAAAUGAGAAAGCAAAUGAUAAUUGUUUAAUGGACAAGGCUUUCUUCAUUAAAAGCGAACCAACAACAACAACAAGAAAAACAACAAAUUUUUAGCUCUUAAGAGCAGCAAGCCUCAACCCUUCUCGCCCUUUUUACCACCGGCUCAUCCAGCUUUCUUUUUUGUUUGUUUGUUUGUUUGUUUGUUUGUUUGCUUCUUUUCUUUCUUUUUUAUUUUAUUUUACUAUUACUAUUACUAUUACUAUUAUUAUUACUAUUACUAUUACUAUUAUUAUUAUUAUUAUUAUUAUUAUUAUUAUUAUUAUUACUAUUACUAUUACUAUUAUUAUUAUUAUUAUUAUUAUUAUUAUUAUUAUUAUUAUUAUUAUUAUAUGUAUAGGUAUAUUUUUUUUUCUUUUUUUUGUCGUUUCUUAGUUGGAACAUUCUUUUCGCGGUAUCCGUGCAUUAUUGUUCAAUAUAUUCCUUAAUAGAUUUUUUAAAUAAUUAUAAUAAUCUUCUUUUCUUUCUUUUUCUUCUUAUUAUAUUAUUAUUAUAUUAUAUUAUUAUUAUUAUUAUUUUAUUUUAUUUUAUUUUAUUGUAUUGUAUUAUAUUACAUUUUAUUUUUGUUUUCUUUUUGGGAUACACCGUUACUAUAAUUUUUCUUUUUCUUUUUUUUUUUGCAUUAACUGCAAUAUAUAUGUAUAUACACAUAAGUAUGGAGUCAGACUAUUUUCAAGGGAUUGUAGAGAUUGAGGGUGGUGGUAAAAUAGCGAGGAGAUAAACCUCAUAGAAUAAUUUUCAUUCCCACCUCCUAGAGGAUAACUGAAUAGAUAAUAAUAAUAAUAUUAAUAAUAAUAAUAGUAAUAGUAAUUGAUAAUAUUGAUGAUUAAUAAUGAUGAUGAUAAUUAAUUAUUAUCGAAUCUCUUUCUCUCUUUCUCUCUCUCUCUUUCUCGUUAGGGUUUCUUGUUUUUUCUUUUUUUAUUUUUUAUACAAGACCGCACAAAUUAAUCUCCAUAAUUAUUCGCCGAUUUAAAUACGCUGUCUUCGAUCACGCCAAUCGAUCGAGAUGAUCCAUUUUUUAUUUUUUUAUUUUUUUUUUUUCUAGAUUUUGAACUUCUUCCCGUCUCCCUCCAUUCUUUCUCUCUUUCUUUCUCUCUCUCUCUCUCUCUUUUUUUUCUUUUUAAUUGGACGGAUAGAAAUAAUUGCAAAGGAGGGAAUUAUAAAGAGCGAGAGAUUGGCAGACGGGUGGGGGAGGAGAAAAUUUUGAAAAAAUCAAUAAAAAUAAUAAAAAAUAAAAAAAUAACAAAAGAAAUAAAGUACAUCUUGACAAUAUGACGGAUUCCUUGGCUAAAGUUUCCAUUAGCAAUUUAUUAUUAUUAUUAUUAUUAUUAUUAUUAUUAUUAUUAUUAUUAUUAUUAUUAUUAUUGUUGUUAUUAUAAUUAUAAUUAUUAUAAUAAUAAUUAUUAUUACUAUUUUGUUUCCUUUUCUUUUUCCGACUCACUCUCCUCGUCGGCCUAUAAAAUAUUUUCCUAAACGUAACAGGCGUAUUCCUAAAACAUAACAGGUCGAUCAAUGAUAGAAAAAAGAAGAAAAAUAAAAUAAAAAGAAAAAAAAAAUGAAAAGAAAAACAAAAAUACAAAAAAUGCGACAAUGAUAAAAUAAUAAUUAAAUAAAUGACUAAAUAAAUAAAAUUAAAAAAAAAAAGUAAUCUAAAAUAAAUAAAAAGAAAAGUCGAGGAGAAGAUGUGAGUCACGUAUGAAAUAAGAUUCCCCUUUGACACAGGCGUUUUAAGAUUCUUUAAUGAAAAGGAAACAAACCAACAAACAAACAAAAAAUAAAUAAAUAAAAAGAAAAGAACGAAAAAAAAAGAAAGAAAAAAAGAGAGGAGAAAGAAGAAGAUUCUUUGAAUCUAAUUGCAUCGACGUUUAUAUACAUACAUAUAUUAUAUUACGCUACCGUUCGAUAAGUUAGAGUUCGAUUCGUUCGUCGUCGUUAUGUUCUCUCGUAUGCUAGAAAGAUAAAGACAAAGAUAAAGAGGGGAAAAGAGAGAGAGAAAAUGAGAGUGAGAAUGAGAAUAUGAAUGUGAGUUGCACUUGUACUAAAUGAGAAUGAUAAUUAAUGUUGAAUGCGAUCGAUCAAAACGUGUCUUAGAUCACUUGGGUAGUUUUUUUUUUUUUUUCUUUUUUUUUGUGGAAA
Messenger RNA from Vespula vulgaris, 4137 nucleotides. It is a transcript of the gene Baldspot, whose product is annotated as elongation of very long chain fatty acids protein 6. The transcript is spliced from 3 exons. Gene Ontology annotation, biological process: fatty acid elongation, monounsaturated fatty acid; fatty acid elongation, saturated fatty acid; very long-chain fatty acid biosynthetic process. Bases 838 to 1776 code for a protein of 312 amino acids. The record is from RefSeq and is a predicted model, not a curated record. Gene Ontology annotation, molecular function: fatty acid elongase activity. Gene Ontology annotation, cellular component: endoplasmic reticulum membrane. Lineage: Eukaryota; Metazoa; Arthropoda; Insecta; Hymenoptera; Vespidae.